Fopius arisanus is the source of this 1667-nucleotide messenger RNA. RefSeq lists its product as uncharacterized. The record is from RefSeq and is a predicted model, not a curated record. NCBI's taxonomy places the organism in Eukaryota, Metazoa, Arthropoda, Insecta, Hymenoptera, Braconidae. The transcript has 5 exons. Bases 122 to 1567 code for a protein of 481 amino acids.
AACAGGUCAAACCGCUCUCCAAACAGAAGUGACGACCGAUGAAGAUUGGCAAGAGAUUUUAUCUCGAAAAGGUUUAAUACUAGUCGACAUCUACUCGGAAUGGAGUGGCCCGUGCACCGCCAUGAUCUCAACGCUGAGAAAAAUCAAAAUGGAGGUUGGCGACAUGCUGAGCUACGCCGUAGCACGAAAUGACAGCAUCCAGGACCUGGAGAGAUUCCGAGGGAAGUCAGAACCCACGUGGAUGUUCAUUGAAGAUGGGCAAAUGGUGAAUCUAUUUUAUGGGGCGGACUGCCCAAAAUUUUUAAAAGCCCUGCGCUCGGAGGUUAAACGAGUGCAGGAGGGAGAACAACCUGAUUGGGUACUUCCGGUUGCUCAGAGAGGGCCUGAAGAAAGUGUGAGAUAUGCUCGAGAGGAAAACAUCAGGCAAUCAAUCUUAAACAAACAACUCGCCAAGAUCGAAGGAGAGAAACGUGCAAUCUACGAAGAGUACCUUUACUACAUGAUGUGCGAGUUAUCGGAGGAAACAAUUUUGAUCCUGUACCCAUGGGUCUUUCUCGACGACGCGAGAUACGCGAAAGAUAAAGAAAAAUGUCCGCCCUACCGGGAGCUGAUUUAUGGGCUGCUUCCGGAUCGGUUCGAUGUCCUUGAGCAAAGCAAGAUACAGCUGGACGAGGAUAUGGUGAGGAAGAUGCACGUGGAGACUGAUGUCGAGGUCACAGAUGACUUGAUUGAAGGUCUGGUGGAGAAUAAGAUUCUCGCGAUGAGGCUCAAGGCACGCCCCCCACCCGCGGAUUGGCCGGUACCAUAUCCUUUCAAAUGCCCUGAUGAUGAUAAGAAGUGUCCAAUGAGAGAAAUUAACGACGUGGAGAAUUAUCUUUCACUGAUUCUCGAGGAGAAAUUCGUUGGGGAUGAUCAGGAGGGGGAUGAGGCUCUCAGCUACGUCGAGAGACAUAAAUUCGUGGUUAGGUGGGGUGAAGAUGAAGAGGAGGAAGAGGAUGGAAGGGAAGUAGUUUAUCCUGCUGUCUUCUAUUCACCACAAGCUAGGAAUAAAGUUCAUGUGUUCAAGACACUGUUCUCGAGUUAUUUGGAGAAAUCUCAUCCUUAUGAAGAGCCAGUGAAGCUCGCACCGCUGUGUGCAUUUAAAUUCGACUCGAGUCAGACAAAAAUCGUUUUGGAUUGCUACAAUGAUUUUUUGGAGGCCAUAGAAAAAUUCGGAGUAUUUGAGUUUAACGAUUGGAGGGCGCGGCGACUCGCGUCGAUUCCGGAGGACUUCAUCGACAAGAUUCAAACGAAAACCGGGGAUGAAAUAUUUUUGUUCGUCAUCCGUCGGUUGAAGGACGAAACUUUUUUAUCAUUCGCGGGGAGCAAUCCUCUCGAGAUUGAAGAAGACGAAUCCAAGGUCAAUGAGAUCCUGGACUUGUUCUUCCCUGAAGGAGCACUCGAGUACAAUCCUGACCUAGUUCACGUCGAAGAGAGUCACGACGAAUUUUUCGACGCGAUCGAAGAAGCUGAGGAUUACGAUGAUGAGGAAGAGUUCGUGGAAAAUCAUAAAUUGUCAAUUCCUUAGGCACUUGGAUUUCUUUCAAAAAGCUUGGUUUUUUUUGCUGGAAUUCUGAACAUCUUUACUCGCUGGUACUCAGUGUUACGCAAACAAUUGCACAAUAACU